AUGGACGCUCGUCCUCCUAAAAGGCAACGCAGAUCGAAGGAUUCAAAGCAAGAUGAGCCAAAAUUAAAAUCAAAACGAAAAGCCGCCCCGGUCAUCAUCUCAGAUAGCUCCAGCCCUAUCGAACCAACAGAACCCUUCGCCCUCUCUUCGCGCCCCAAACCCUCCUACUCGCGCGGCACAACACCAUCAACCCGGCUCCCCUCGUCCUCACCCUCUCCAAACAAAAAGACUAAAUCGUCACCAAACCCAGACUCAACAUCCAAGUCCUUGCACAGCUUCUUCCAGCCCGCAACAGAGGGACAGCGAUGGGCACCCCAAAAGACCGAGAAGCAGUCCCUCCCGCCGGUCAGGGAGACUGUCGACGUGGACUUGAUUGAUGAUGACUACGACUCCUACGAUGAAAUCUUCACACAGCAUCUAGCUAAUGAGCGGGCGGGAAUGGGUCUGGCGACCAUGAGCUCUAGCCAGACGCGUCAGCCAGUGCCAAAGCCAGCACCAAAGCCAAAGCCGAAGGCCCCAGUCAAACCGCCGCGUAAGACGACGAAACGGUUUCUUCUGUCUACGGGCUCCGGGAAUGGCACUGCGAAGGAGCCAUUGGCUGCGCAACCGGCCGGCGAACCGGACCGUCGACCAUGGGCUCAACGGUUCGCUCCGGCCAACCUGGGCGAAUUAGCCGUUCAUAAGAAAAAAGUCUCGGAUGUACAGCAUUGGCUGGAAGAUGCUUUUGCUGGGAGGCGUUCUGAGAGGUUACUCGUCCUACGGGGUCCGGCAGGCAGUGGGAAGACGACCACUGUGUCCCUACUCUCCGAGUCACUUGGUUACGACAUUGUUGAGUGGAAGAAUCCCCCGGUUUCGGAAUUUGGAGCUCGCGAUUAUCAAUCCGUGAGCGCGCACUUUGAAGAGUUUCUUGGACGGGGUGAUAAAUUUGGAGGGCUUGACCUCGAAAAUCCCAGCGAGCUCGAUCCCCAGAAAUAUGAGAAACCUCGGGACCAGCGGAUACUUCUUAUAGAGGAGUUUCCAACUGUACUUGGCCGGGCAUCCUCCGCCCUCACGGCGUUUCGGACGUCUCUCCAACGAUAUUUGGCUGCCUCUGUGAAUGAUCAUGCCCGGGGGAGUUCUGGAUCGAAUCACCCGCCCAUCGUGAUCGUCGUGUCGGAGACUUUGUUAGGAUCUGCGUCCUCAAUCUCAGAUAACCUGACAGUUCACCGGUUACUGGGGCCCACGAUCUACAAUCACCCCGGGACAACGAUAUUGGAUUUCAAUAGCAUUGCACCCACUUUCAUGCACAAGGCUUUGCGGUCUAUUUUGGACAGAGAGGCGCGGAACUCCAAACGUGUCCAAAUACCUGGGCCGGGUGUUAUCGACAGUAUCUCUGAAAUCGGCGAUAUCCGCAGUGCAAUAUCCUCUCUCGAGUUCCUCUGUCUGAAGGGGGACGAUAUGGGGAGAUGGGGAGGUAGCGUGGCCAAAACAAAGAAAGCUCGAGGUGAGGUUGCUUUGACAGCAAUGGAAAAAGAGUCCCUCAAGAUGAUAACUCAGAGAGAGGCGAGCCUGGGCAUGUUCCACGCAGUUGGGAAGAUCGUGUACAACAAACGCAUGGACCCGAGUCUGAUCGAGGGCGAUGUCGAUAUCCUUCCACCGCCACCGGACUAUCUACGCCACUAUGCCCGACCAAAAGCUUCGCAGGUAUUGGUCAAUGACCUGGUCGACGAGACCGGGACCGACAUAUCAACGUUCAUCAGCGCUCUCCAUGAGAACUACAUUCCAUCCUGCGAUGGGGAUAAUUUCACCGACUGUUUCAACGACUGCAUCGACGCACUCUCCGAUAGCGAUGUCCUCAGCGCCGGCCGCCGGCCAGGGCAAGGGGCACGGGCCGGGAUAGGAACUGGAAUCGCCUCGUUCGGUAGCGGCGUCGACGUGCUCCGGCAGGAAGAAAUGAGUUUCCAAGUUGCAGCGCGUGGUCUUCUUUUCGCCCUUCCAUACCCGGUCAAGAGACGGGUUGGGUCUGGAACUGGACAAAGCCGCGCGGGUGAUGCCUACAAGAUGUUUUAUCCCGCGUCUCUGCGACUGUGGAGAGAGGCUGAGGAAAUUGAUGGACUGAUCGACUCGUGGAUGAACCGAUCACUCGAUCCUUUUGGACAGCAGCAUCUUUCGCAGGGUGGCUCUAACCUCACUGGCGUCAGUUCCUGGAAAAAUCUCCAGGUGGGAAGGUCGGCAUCGGCCAGAUCGGGGAACAAAUAUAACACUCCGAGUGUGGUCACGAUGAUGCCCCGACAUGAUCUAUUGCUUCAUCAACUGCCCUAUAUGGCUGCAAUCCGGCGUCAAGACCCGGAUUGUUGGCAGUUGGAUAAGAUCACCAGCAUUCGCGCCAACGAUAAUCUUCGUAAUGAUGGAAUUGACGACAUGGAGGAGUCUCCAGCACAAGGAUCGCGUAUGAAACAACCCAGCAGUAAUGGUUUUGGACCUCGACUGCCCGAAGAGAAAUUGAUUCUCAGUGACGAUGAUAUUCCCUUUGAAACUCCUAAAAGGAUGCUCAAUGAUCAUGAACCCUCGAAACGAGGACACGGUGACUCCUACCUGAUCAAUCGGGCUCGAGUCUCUGCUGUGAAUACAUCAAAUGAAAACGCGAAGCUCGCUUCGACCUCCACGUCUCGAUCUCCAAAACCCGAGGACAAGCUUGACUAUGCUCAAUUGAAGAAAGAUGCCCCGGGAUUCGUUGCUGCUGCUGCCCAUGCGGCAGUUCCUAGCUGGACAAGCAUGAUUCUAAUGGUCUCUUUUAUCUUUGGGGGCUGCUGUGCCAAUGUGUUUGCGCUAGAGGCAAUUAUCAAAGAACAGCAUACUGCCGGUCCCUUAAUAACAUUCGCCCAAUUCGCUAUAUGCGCCCUAUUCACCAUCCCGAGCUUCAUAUCCCCCUCAGCCGGACCACGAACCCUAUUCCUGAACCCACGCGCUAUCCCACUACGUUCGUGGGUGGUAUACACCGCUUAUUUCGUGAGCGUCAACCUCCUCAACAACUGGGCCUUCGCAUACAAGAUUUCCGUCCCACUACACAUAAUCCUCCGUUCCGCAGGCCCCGUCGCCUCAAUGGUAAUCGGCUAUAUAUACAACGGCAAACGCUAUUCCCGUGGCCAGAUCGCUUCGGUAGGUAUGCUGACGGUGGGUGUGGCAGCAGCCGCCAUGGCCGAUGCGCAAUCCAAAGGCGUGUCUAUCCACGUCGACUCCGAUGCGGCGGACACAGUCACGACCGUGACGGGCUUCACGAUCCUCGCGCUUGCAAUGGUCCUCUCUGCAUUUCAGGGGAUCUAUGCCGACCGGCUGUACGCAACUUACGGUAGGGAUCAUUGGAAAGAGGCGCUUUUCUACUCGCAUGCGCUUUCUCUGCCGCUUUUCUUGACGAGUUGUCCGCAGUUGCUGGGUCAGUGGCGGGUAGUAGCUUCGUCACCUCCUUUGCUGUCGCAUUUGGAUUCCGGGUUGUGGGUGUCGUCCGGUGCAGUUGAGAGCACUGCUUUCUCGGUGCUGGGGCGGAUUUGCCAGAUUGAGGCUGUGAAGACUUUCCUGGCGCAACUGCCGGUUCAGGUGGCUUAUCUGGCGAUGAAUGCACUGACGCAGUACCUGUGUAUCCGGGGAGUCCAUCUUCUGUCGGCCAAGUCAUCGUCGUUGACUGUUACUAUUUUCUUGAAUGUCCGCAAGUUGGUUUCGCUGCUCCUGUCGAUCUACCUCUUCGGGAAUCAUUUAGCUGGAGGUGUCUUGGUCGGCGCGGCUCUGGUGUUUGUCGGGGGUGGUUUAUAUGGCUUUGAGGGUGCGCGUUUACGAAGCGUUGCCAAAAAGGCUCAGUGA
Molecule: messenger RNA, 3834 nt
Organism: Penicillium samsonianum
Lineage: Eukaryota; Fungi; Ascomycota; Eurotiomycetes; Eurotiales; Aspergillaceae
Exons: 7
Coding region: 1-3834 (1277 amino acids)
Biological process (GO): mitotic DNA replication checkpoint signaling; DNA repair; DNA damage checkpoint signaling
Molecular function (GO): chromatin binding
Source: RefSeq, a predicted model, not a curated record